Chelonus insularis is the source of this 2572-nucleotide messenger RNA. Its product is annotated as dynein assembly factor with WDR repeat domains 1-like. Gene Ontology annotation, molecular function: protein binding. Bases 1077 to 2327 code for a protein of 416 amino acids. The record is from RefSeq and is a predicted model, not a curated record. The transcript is spliced from 12 exons. NCBI's taxonomy places the organism in Eukaryota, Metazoa, Arthropoda, Insecta, Hymenoptera, Braconidae.
GUUUUUUAUUAGUGGAUGCAACACUGGAAUGAUCAACGGAUUGUUUAAAUUUAGAUUAAUAAUUUAUUAGUGAGUUUAGUAUUUCUUACAUAAUAAGUUCAGUAGCUGUUGAAAUUAUUGAAAGCAGUUUGAUUUAUUAAUUUUAGCAGACGCUAUGGAAACAAUUUGCUAUUAGAAUUUGUCAGCAAAAGGUUCUGGUUCGCUAAUACAGUAGUGGUGAUGGCAGUUGUAAAUGAUUGCUUUUGUUAACAGUUCUUUCAGAUGAAAGCCAUCAAUAGCAGAAUACUUUGCCACAUUGCAUUAUGUUUCUCUUUAUGCAUAAUGAUAAGGAAACGGAAAGGGGCACGUGUUACAUUUUUGGAUGUAGUCAACAUGGUAAUGUGAAAUUGACUGAAGAAGAAACUGGUUUUAUCGGUGAGAGCUACAUUUUACCUCUGAUGCUAACAAAGCUCUCUGUAUCUUGGAUUUCCUCAUGAAAUGCUUGAUGAAACACACAAAGCCAUCUUACAAAUUCCCUUGAAUUUACAUUGUAAUAUUUUUCUUUUAUCAUCUCUCUAAAGGAGGAUUUAAAAAAUGCAUCGAAUCGAAGUGAAUCAUGGAAAAAAAUUAACAAUAUAAAGGAGAGUUUUGGUCUAAAUGUGAAGAUGUAGAAAUUUUUAUUGAAUAUCUAUGGCCGAGAGUUUGACUAAAAAAAAUUAAACAACAGCAUUGCUAUUUGAAAUUUAUGGAUGAUUCAAGAUUAAAAAUGUUUAUUCAAUUAUAUUGAAAUUUUGCUGUGUCUUUGAGAGAUUGAACAAACAUGCAGCAUAGCAACGGUUGAUUUGAAGUCAUAGCUAAAAGUAUGAACCAUAAAAUGGAUUUUUUCUCUAACAGUCUUCAAAAGUAAUUCAAAAGCUCUAUAAACAAUAAACGUUGUCUUUUCGUGCGUUAACUAAAAUUCGUUAUCACUUUACCAAGUAUUCGCGGAUACUUGGCAAAUGUUUUUCAAGUAAAAUAAAUUUCAUGAUCAAUUCUACAGCUUGAAACGCAUUAUAGUUGCUGUAAAGGUUCGCAUUUUUUCGUGGAUCGAAUUAGUAAUGAAGCUUCUAAGGUUUUUAUUACGCUAUUUCCCUCCAGGAAUUGCUUUGGAAUACACACAAGGUGGAGAAGUCAAGACCAAAAUGAUCGAUUUGUUGGACCUUAAUUCGAGAACUGACAUUAAAGCAUUGGCUCAAAACAUCAAGGAUGCAGAACCAGUAAUAACUGAUUCAGUGAUAGGACAAUUAGAGGAUACAUUGCUAAAGUUGCAAUCUAAAGUAUGUGAUAAUACAACAAAGCACUUCUACAAGUAUAAAACUCUUCAAACUCAUCUUCUUCCAGUGACUAAUAUAGCCUUUGAUAAACUAGGUAAAAGAUGCCUGACGGGCAGCUAUGACCGAACUUGUAAAGUUUGGGACAUUGAAACUGGAACGGAGCUUUUUACUCUCCAAGGCCAUAAAAAUGUAGUUUAUGCUGUGUCUUUUAACAACCCCACUUCAGAUAAAAUCCUUACUGGAUCUUUCGAUAAAACUGCUAAUCUGUGGUGCGCACGUUCGGGCUAUUUACUACACACUUUUUACGGUCAUGAUGCUGAAGUUGUGGUUGUCAAAUUUGCUCCUGCACGAAAUGAAAUUGCCACUGGUUCGAUGGAUGCUACAGCUAAAGUUUUUCAACUAGCAACAGGACACGAAAUAGGUACUUUGAAGGGUCACAUGGCCGAGGUUAUUGCUCUCAACUAUAAUCGAGAUGGUAAUCAGAUAAUGACUGGAUCUUUUGAUGGAACAAUUAACUUGUGGGAUUUGAGGACCUUCAAAAGGACCAGUUGUUUGAUAGGUCACGAGUCAAAAAUAUCAAACUGUCUUUACAGUUUUGAUUGUUCCAUAAUUGCAUCAUCGUCAUUGGAUAAGACUGCAAAAGUAUGGGAUGUACGUAUGAGUUCUUGUCUUGGAACUUUAACAGGCCACGAAGAUGAAGUUUUAGAUGUGGCUUUGGAUAAUCAAGGAUUAAGAUUAGCCACUGCAAGCAGUGAUGCUACGGCAAGAGUUUGGGACAUUUCUGGAGAUUUCCAGGAGCUUGCAGUACUUGAAGGUCAUCGUGAGGAAGUUUCCAAAGUUUGCUUCAGUCCCAACGGAAGUAACUUGUUGACUUCAUCUCUGGAUAGAACAGCUCGUAUUUGGUCCACCGAAUCUGGUCGUUGUGUUCAAACUUUAGCUGGGCAUACGGAUGAUGUUUUCAGCUGUGCAUUUUCCUAUAAUGGAGACACGGUAGUUACAGCUAGCAAGGACAACACAUGCACUAUCUGGAGAUGACUGGAUUGGUUUCAAGUGCUACCAUAGCUCUUGUUGAUUAUUUUGUUCCUUAUUUAUAUUUUAUAUUUUUUUAUUCUCUAAUCAAAAUGGUAAAUAUUUUAUGAUGACUCAUAAAAACAUGUUAGCAAGUAUACCAAGCACAAAUAUUAUUGAAAGAACUAGGUUUCACAUAGUAAAUAAUAAACUGAUAGCUUUGGAAUAACAUAAAUCUAAGUGAUUUCCAAUAAAUUAAAUUUAUUCAAGUA